UCAAUUUGGCCCACUACCACUAGCUUCAUAACAUUUAUUUCAUUUUUGUCUGCUAGUAAUCAUUGUGAAACAUUGUGAUCUUGGUCCGUGAUUCGACCCAUACUUUUUCUAGGUAAUAAGUAUAUUUUCUUAUUUCGAGAUAAUUUAUUAUAUAAGAACAAUCGAGCAAAUCUGUUUCUCAUCCACAUCUCAAGGAUCUUUCCGCAUGGGUACUCUCGAUUUACCUCAUGUAUCAUUGUUCAAGGGAGGAAGCGAAACAUUUCUUAGGAACGUGUUUGAGAAUAUACUGAAGACGUAUUUGAGGAAGAACCCGACCGCGAAGACGAUAUGGGAGCUCGUUCAGUCCGUGGACAAUGAGAAGAUCUGCUAUGACCACUUUACUUUCAGGACACUUAAGGUAGAUGGAUAUGGAAUAGAUUCCUUGUCGAGUUUUUUCAUGGAUUAUGGAUAUAAAAUUGGAGGCGGACUUGAUUUUCCUAAGAAGAAACUGCGAGUUCUCUGGUUUUCUCCACCGGAUGCUCAAGUUCCAAAUGACGGUCACGGUCUAGCCAAUGGUCCUUUGCCACGACUUGUUAUAGCUGAGGUUCUUGUGGACGAACUAAGCCUUGAAUCACAGGGGAUAAUAAGGAAGUAUUUGAAACCACUAGGUGGUAAACAAGCCGUUCUUUCAAGUACUUUGGGGUCUUUAAUUUGGGAGAAGCCUACAUGGGCCGACUUCACGCAACUUGCCAAAGAAAGCGAAUUUGCGGCAUGGACACUUAUCCACGGCUAUACAAUGAACCAUCUUGCUUUUGCGGUUCAUCGAUUUAAACACCGUUUCAAAUGUGUGUGUGUGAGUGUGUUUUUCUAGAUCCUUAGAGCACCUCCAUCAGAGGUUAUUAAGCAAGGGUUCUUAAGAGAAAAGCCCUAAAAAUAAAUCAAAAAGGAAAAAAAUGACAACAACCGGUUCCUAAAAAAGAGGUUUUAGAAUUGUUAAAAACCUCUAACGUGUCUGUUUUUUAUUGGUUCUUCUUGUCUCUCUCUCUCGCCUCUUCCUCUCUUGGUCGUGACUCUCUCAUUCGAAUCUGUCUGGUUUCUUCCAAUUUGGGAAUAAGUCUAUGAAAAGAGACAUUCACACUUGUAUUGAGAGGAUCUUUGGUGGUUUCCCUGAAAAUCUUCAGAAAAGAGAUAAUUACACUUGCCUCUGCAAGGUUUCGAUCAAGGCACCAAGAUAGAAGCCAUUGGUCUCGGUUAGGAUCUGUGUAGUUGAUUCCGGUUCAUGUUUGCUGUUUUAAUUAUACAGACAAAGGAACCAAAACAGGUUCAAGGGCGAGGAAGAAAAGGACAUGAUGUAGAAGUAGAACAUGAAGAAGAUGAUGCCACGACAUCUGAGCAACAGCCAAUUGAGAAACAAGCUGAGGAGUUCUCUGGAGAAUGGGAUACAAAUGUGCCUGAGCAGGCAGUGAUAGUAGGAGAGGAGCAAGGGAUGAAGGGAAUGAGAAAGCGGGUGGGCAGAGAAAAGGGCGUAGCGUGGGAAUCAUCAUAAUCAUCACCAUCAACAUCAAGUUGGAACACCACCUUCAAACCAUCCAAUGAGCAGCAUGGAGUAGCCAAAACAGCAACCACCGGGACCAAGGAUGCCUGAUGGGACCAGAGGAUUCUCGAUGGGAAGAGGAAAGCCAAUCACGGUUCAGGCAGACUGAUCCAGAGCUGAGUGAGUUGUGUGAUCAUGAGUCGUGUGUAUGAGCUAUUUUCAUAAUCAAGAUUAUAGCAAAACUAAAAAAUGAGAGUUUAUUGAUGAAUUUAAUUAUCCAGAAAAUAUAAAGAUUAUAGCAAAACUAAAUUUAAUAA
Molecule: messenger RNA, 1830 nt
Organism: Brassica napus (rape)
Lineage: Eukaryota; Viridiplantae; Streptophyta; Magnoliopsida; Brassicales; Brassicaceae
Exons: 8
Coding region: 206-850 (214 amino acids)
Molecular function (GO): oxidoreductase activity
Source: RefSeq, a predicted model, not a curated record